Exophiala bonariae is the source of this 1227-nucleotide messenger RNA. RefSeq lists its product as uncharacterized. NCBI's taxonomy places the organism in Eukaryota, Fungi, Ascomycota, Eurotiomycetes, Chaetothyriales, Herpotrichiellaceae. Gene Ontology annotation, cellular component: mitochondrial small ribosomal subunit. The coding region runs from base 1 to 1227 and encodes 408 amino acids. The record is from RefSeq and is a predicted model, not a curated record. Gene Ontology annotation, molecular function: structural constituent of ribosome. Gene Ontology annotation, biological process: mitochondrial translation. The transcript has 2 exons.
AUGCCUCCUCGAGCACCACCCUGUCUAUCAACAUCAGUCCUCCCAAAGCCAUCAAGCGGAACACACUGCAAGUCCUGUCUAAGGCGCAACUUCUCCUCUACUCCAGCAGUCUUCGCAGUGGAAACUCAACGUCAGCCGACUCUUCAUCGAAGAAAGUUUUUACAAUGGCUCGAAGGCCCUGGGGAGGUCUUUCGACAUCCUCUUCCGGGCUCUACCAAUUACCUCAAUGCAUACGAUAGAACAGGGAAUCUGAUCCGUGCGACCAAACGUGGUGAAGCCAACCCUUCAACAACACCGGAGACAGCUGAUUCGAGAGCACUGGACGCAGCUGCCGAGGGCUCAGAUAUUCCAAAAGAAACCGCUGAGGAUCUGCGACCUUUCCCCAUGAAUGUCCAUUUUACAUCCCAAAGUAUAUUAUCGGAAGAGAUGCGACUGGAAAUAUGGCGACGAGUACAAGUGAACAAGAAAUCUAUUCGGCAAGUUUCUGCUGAAAUGGGUGUGGAUAUGCGAAGAGUAGCUGCUGUCAUUCGACUGGUGGAAGUAGAGAACCGGAUGAAGGCAGAGGAAAAACAACUCGCCAUACCCUACGCAAGGGCGAUCCAUGCAAUGGUUCCCGUUACCCAACUCGACCCCAAUACCAGAAAACCACUCGACGUCCACGAGCCAAUCAAUGAUCUCGAACAACAUCCUCUCACUCUCACUCAACUCUUCUACCCAACAUCUGAAUCUCGAGCAUUCAACCGUACAGACGCAGGUCGCGUUUUCAGUGGCGCACCACGCUUACCAGACGCUGAGGAUAUUGGCCAAGGGGGCACAGGAGCUGUUGAACCGUGGCAGGACACCAAGCCUGAGAGAAUUGGAAAACCUGGGCGGGAGAAAUAUGUCUUGAAACCCGCCGACAGCCGAAUUCCCCAUCCACAUUUGAUCGCGUACGCGAAGGAUAAAGACCUUGAUCGUGGUCGGCGUCAGGAGCGCUACUACGAACGUCUUAAGGAGGAUAAGGAGAAUCGAGACGCUGCCAAAACCAAACGGGAGGCUUACGAAGAGAGCAAGAAGACUCGAGUCGACACCGAUCGAUGGCAAUUCAUCGUCACCGAGGUCCAGGCAACCAGACAAGGAACUGGUCUUGACGGUCGAGGUGUUCAGAGUCCUGGGUUCAGGUAUGGUGUGCCCAGAGAGGACAGGAAACGAGGGCAUGUCAAAAUCCCGACGAAAGUCGAGGUGUGA